Rhododendron vialii is the source of this 1992-nucleotide messenger RNA. RefSeq names its product UPF0481 protein At3g47200-like. The transcript has 2 exons. The coding region runs from base 91 to 1770 and encodes 559 amino acids. The record is from RefSeq and is a predicted model, not a curated record. Lineage: Eukaryota; Viridiplantae; Streptophyta; Magnoliopsida; Ericales; Ericaceae.
UUAUUACAGUUAUUAUUAUGAUGAUAGUAGUAAUAGUAUGAGUAACAACAAUACAUCGAUGAAAAUGGAUGAGCCCUCUAUAUAUAGCUAAUGCCAGCAGGGGGUCUUUGCAUUCUCAAACGCAGAACAAUCUUAAGCCCCUUUUCACCACAGAAACACACUACCCAAAUCACGACAAAUUGCUUUGUCGAUUUCAUGGAUCCAAAGCAAUCCUCCGACCCAACUUCAGUCCUUAGAGAUACCAUUGGAGAAGAACUCUUUGAAUCUGCCCAGAAAAUUUACAAAUCCUUGUUCCCCGCUCGUAUUUACAGGGUGCCAAAGGAUCUUCGUGAGCUCAACAAAAGCGCCUACAUCCCUCGUAUCAUCUCUAUCGGUCCUCUUCACUGCGAAGAAGCACACCUCCAAACACCUAUGCAAGACGUCAAAAAACAUUAUGCCAAUAACCUAUUUUCUCGAGUGACGGAAGGAAUGAACAAUGACGACCAAAAAGCCAACAAAAAAAAAGACCUGCUGCUGGAAUGCGUGGAAAAAAUGAAGCAGUGCGUAGACAGGGCCAAGAAAUACUACGCAGAAGAACUAAAGCCGAAUAAUGACGAUAUGGUGAAAAUGAUGUUGGUCGAUGGUUGCUUCAUCCUUGAACUUCUCUACGCCUCCUACCAUACUAACAAAUCGAAGGCAGCAGAAGAAAAGACAACAAAUGGAAGAGACAGUGGCAACCCAAAGGCAUCGAGUAGCGUUCAGAAGCCAAUUGACGGAGGAGAGGAUGGCAGCAAAAGCAGCAGCGUUGACGAACUACCAUGGGCUGACGCCGAUGACCCUGUUAUGGAUAACAUUUUGACUGCCAACAUGAUCAAGCAAGACUUGAUCCUCCUCGAGAACCAGAUUCCUUUCUUUGUGCUUGUGGAGUUGUUCAAACUCAUAGUGAAUAAGAUCCCCGAGAAAAACAAGUUAUCAUCACUCACCGAGUAUGUCCUUCGGUACUUUGGCAAAAUUUUGGGACCAAAUGUUGAAACUACAAGUAGCAAGACGAAAACUUGUUGUUGUUUGCCUGAUGAAUGGGUCCUUCGCGUUUAUGAUUCUACAAAAGAAAAUGAAAAGGGAGAAAAAGAGUCGAGGGAAGCUUAUGGCUACAAUCAUAUUCUCCAUUUCCUACACGAGCAUUACCGUCCUAGUAAAACACAGAACCCCCCAGAAGAAAAGAAUGGUGAAGUAGAGGUUUCUGCAUCAGAACUCCACUAUGCAGGAGUCAAGUUUGUCUCUGUUCGGGGAAACACUAAUCUGUUUGACGUCAAUUUCAGAGAACCUAAAUUCCUAUUUUGGGGGUUUUUUAGUGCCAGAUUUGAAAUCCCGACUCUUGAUAUAGAUGCCCCCACAGAGCCACUCCUUAGAAACCUCAUUGCCUUGGAACAGUGUUGCCCUGCGAUUGACCAGUACUACACGUCCUACGCAAAGUUCAUGGACAUUUUAAUUAGCUCAGAGGAAGACGUCAAAGUGCUUAAAAAAGCCAAAGUUAUACGCAACCACUUGGGCAAGGACAAGGACGUCUGUUGUCUGUUCAACAAUCUGUGCAAGGAAGUUGUAAUAGGGGAGUUCUAUUUCGAAAACCAGUGCCGAGAAGCAUACAAUUAUAGUCAGCAUGGGUGGCCGAAGUGGAGGGCGUACUGGAAACGCACGUACGUUGAAUCUCCAUGGGGGAUCGUAGCUUUCUCUGUGGCCAUUAUUGUCUUUGGAGUAACGGUUAGUAAUUUCAUUCGCCGGUUCCUUAAAUAAACGCCGGUGAUCAUGAACAUUAUCUGUGCUUAUAAUUGUUAUGAAGAUUGUCUAUCUGAAUGUGUAGCUAUAAAGAAGUGUCAAGUGUGCCUUUCUUCUUCAUCGAUGUAAGAUAUGUACUUGUCAAUCAACAGUGUCAUUCUGUCAUUACCUUUAAGUGUUCGUGAGAGAGAUGAUGUGGGAACCCUACUGUUGCAAUAAUAUAUGUUUUUGUGCGUGUAA